CGCCAUUUCGACAGAAAGUGACAGCCAUAUACAGCAAUAGAUACUUUAGAAAGGGACUUCCGAUAUUUGAUUACUGUAGGGCGUAUUUUCAACUAAGUUGGUUUUUACAAAAUGAAUGAAUCCGUUUGAUCGACAUUCGUGCGAGACGCUCUAAUUGGAAUUUUAUGAUUUUUUCAAUAAUGCAAAGGUGUUUAUGGUGCUGUGCUGAUGGAUAGGGUCGAGGAGUGGAGGCUGUACAAUGGAAACGGAGUCGGUGAGAUCUGAGUUGAGCAGCCGGUCGCGACGAAGCUCGAGGCACCGGCAGCACACGCAUCGGAGUACCCGGAGCACUAAGUCACAGAGGAAGGAAUCUUCAGAUAACACAAUGGCACCAUUCCAAACUAGUGUAAACAUUAACCCAGAAAUGGGUAGAGAUGGGCAGGAGGUUAUAGAGGUCCAAAUCUUGCCACAGGAUGAGAAUUGGGGAGAAAACACUACCGCAGUCACUGGAAACACUUCUGAGGGCUCCCAAUCAAUGGAGGAUGUCAGUAACUGGCCUAUGGAGUCAGAUAAUGGAAUUGGUUUUGUGUGCACCCGAUAUUUUGGCACGACAAUAGCUCUUGGUCUGUCUUUUGUUUCAUUUGUGAGUCCGUUAGCAAUGGUAGUGCUGCCAAAGAUUGGUUUCUUCCCUGGAUUGUCAGAUAACAUUGCUAUACAACCAAGUCAGAGGAUACAGCUGCUCUCUUGCACAGCAGAAUGCAAAGGAAUACUCCUUUCUCUUGCCUUCAAACUAGUUUUACUAGCCAUUGGAGUGUGGGCCGUAUUUCUUAGACCGAGAAAUGCAAUAUUACCAAGAAUAUUUGUCUUCAGAGCAAUGACACUCGUCAUUCUGGCUGUUUGUGUAUUUUCAUACUGGUUGUUCUACAUUGUUCAAAUAACAGAGGCAUCUAAAGCCCUCGCUGUGGGCGAGGAAGCAAUUGAUUAUCACUCCUUAGUAUCUUAUGUAUCCAGUUUCGCUGAUACAUUACUAUUUAUACAUUAUAUAGCUGUAAUUUUAAUGGAGAUCAGGCAUUUGGAGCCUGUAUACUACAUAAAGAUAGUCCGAAGCCCUGAUGGUGAAAGUAGAUCUUAUUCCAUUGGACAGUUGAGCAUACAAAGAGCAGCUGUGUGGGUUCUACAGAAGUAUUACACUGAGUUUCCAAUAUAUAAUCCAUAUUUGGAGAAGAUUCCUAUAUCUAAGUCACAGAGGAAGGCGCAGUCCAGUAUAAAGUUUUAUGAAGUGGAUGGGUCUACUAAUGCUGCACCAGGGCAAGCUAGAUCUACAACGGGUUCGUGUGGCGGCGGCAGUACCCGGCGGCGGGACUCGGGGUCUGCCCACAACGAGCGAUACUACGAAGAGGCCGAGCGCGAGCGACGCGUGCGCAAGAGACGCGCCCGGCUCCUCACCAGCGCCGAGGACGCCUUCGCGCAUGUACGCCGCGUGCGUGUCUCUAGUAAUGGCGGCGCGCUAGGCCCGCGCGAGGCGGCGCAGGCAGUGUUCCCGUCGCUGGCGCGCGCGCUGCAGAAGUACCUGCGCGCCACCCGCCAGCAACCGAGGCACUCCGCUGACUCAGUCCUUGCACAUUUAGCGCGCUGUCUAUCUCAAGACGCAUCACCACGUGCCUUCUUAGAGCCAUUCCUCGUUGAGGGACCUGUGCUGGCAGCUGAACAAGAAACCAGACCGAUCCAAAGAUGGUCCCUGAUCUCCGACGAGCUUCUAGCUAGACCGUUGGCUGACAACGUGGAAUUUCAACUAAGACAGGGUGAUAUCUCACUUAUUUGUACCAUAAAGCAAUUACCUAAGUUUUCAUUGACAGAAGAGGUCGUCGACCCCAAGAGCAACCGUUUCAUUUUACGGCUAAAUUCAGAGACAUCCGUUUGACAGGAGGAGUUUUGUAGUAGAGAUGACUUCAGACUCGUAUGACAUACGGAGUAUUUUUAGGUUAGGUGAUGGACAGAAGUUUUGGUUUGGGUCCUGAGAUUAUGAGUCUGUGUAAGUCAA
Spodoptera exigua (beet armyworm) is the source of this 2020-nucleotide messenger RNA. The record is from the annotation of a GenBank genome assembly. Lineage: Eukaryota; Metazoa; Arthropoda; Insecta; Lepidoptera; Noctuidae.